GCGGGCAGGCGCACCUCGCAGACACUGUACUCAGACCCCGGGCUCGGCUCUUGGAACGUUCGGAGAAUCUGCGACCGAAUUCGCGCCGACAGAACUCCCAGGGUUCAGAGAUGGAGGCCUCCUUUGUGGGCAAACGAGCCCUAGUCACGGGAGCCGCUCAAGGGAUGGGAAACUGCAUCGCUCGAGAGCUGGUGAGAUGUGGAGCAGCUGCGGUCAUUGCGGUAGACAUGGACAACGAAAAACUGCAGGAACUUAAAAAUGAGGUGCCCGGCAUCGAAACAGUCUGCGUCGACUUGAGUGACUGGCACGCGACAGCGGCUGCCCUGUCCAAGGUCGGAGACGUGGAUCUACUCGUCAACAACGCCGGCAUCACGAAGCUGGACCUCUUCGGUGACAUUCAACCGGAGACAGUGGACAAGAUCUUCGCCGUCAAUGUCAAGGCAGCUAUCAACGUGUCGCAGAUCUGCGUGAAGACCAUGAAGGCCCGCGGAGUGCCCGGAGCCAUCGUGAACAUUUCCAGUCAGUCCGGAAUCGUGGCUCUCCCGGAACACUCCGUGUACUGCGCCAGCAAAGCAGCGCUCGAUCUGCUCACCAAAGUGAUGGCACUCGAGCUCGGACCUCACAACAUUCGAGUGAACUCCGUGAACCCUACAGUCACCAACACAGCCAUGGGCCAGGCCGUCUGGGUAGCGUCCGGCAAGGCCGAUGAAAUGAGGGCCAAGAUUCCGCUGGGCCGUUUCGCAGAACCAAAAGAGAUUGCGGAUGUGGUGUUGUACCUUCUCAGCGACCGGUCGUCUAUGGUUACCGGUGUUGUACUUCCAAUUGACGGCGGAUAUACGACAUGUUAAAUGCUCAACUUUGCCUCCCGGCUUUACUUCCUCUGCAUCUUUCCGGCCAUUGAUAACGUUGAAACGAAAUUAGCUGGCGUCUCUGUUAGCCAAAAUUGAAAAAAUCGACAAUAUUGAGGCAUGAAUGUGGAAUACUUACGCGAAAUAAAUAAAAUGUGUGUUAUUUUAAUG
Molecule: messenger RNA, 1019 nt
Organism: Ixodes scapularis (black-legged tick)
Lineage: Eukaryota; Metazoa; Arthropoda; Arachnida; Ixodida; Ixodidae
Product: L-xylulose reductase
Exons: 7
Coding region: 111-848 (245 amino acids)
Biological process (GO): xylulose metabolic process; glucose metabolic process
Molecular function (GO): carbonyl reductase (NADPH) activity; L-xylulose reductase (NADPH) activity
Source: RefSeq, a predicted model, not a curated record